AUGAAUUCGAAGCACAAGCAUCGAUCAUCUAGUACGAAAGAUGUUCGUAAACCCCAAGUUUCUCAUCGAGGGGUGAUUUUUAGAGAAAUACCUGCCCUUACUUCUCCUUCUUUGAAAAAUCGAUUGGCUGCUGAUAUGGAAAAACAACUCUCCAAGAAGAAAAAUUAUCGGGUGAUUCUUACAUCUGAAGCUACUGCAGAUGAGGGUGAAACUAUUCCUGAGACACCUGAGGCAAAUUUUCUUAAAGAUUCUUCUCAUGUGGAUAUAUCUGUUAUUACACCACCCGAAGUUUCGCUAGCCAAGACAGUUAUUGUGGAGGCUCGAACUUCUGACAUCACUUUAAACAUAUCUGAUAUGGAUACAAAUGUCAUCAUGGGUGACGACGAUUUGAAUAAACUUUCAACCAAUGACAAUAAAAAAUUCAUGGAGGUGUUCACACUUUUGAAAGAGCUUAAAAGUCUAUCUUCCAAGUCUACUGCGUCUGUGCUAUCUUCGAAAGAUCUGAUCCAGAAAUUUUCUAAGUUUAAAGAGUUACUUAUCUAA
Lactuca saligna is the source of this 543-nucleotide messenger RNA. Lineage: Eukaryota; Viridiplantae; Streptophyta; Magnoliopsida; Asterales; Asteraceae. The record is from the annotation of a GenBank genome assembly.